GCAAAAUUAACAAAUUCAAUGUUUUGCUCAACCGGUAGUGCAGUUGGCUCGCGAUUUCAACCGUUGUUUUUGUCUGUUAUCGAAAUGAUUCACCCAAUUUAAAGACUUUGAACCAAUUAUGCAUCGUUUUGGCACUUUAGUAAUUAGUGGUAAUUAGCCUAGUUUACAACUGCAAUAACGAAAAAAUAUUUGAAAUUGUCGGUAAUGCAGUUCAAAUGUCAAACUGACAUAACCUCAAUAAACAACAAUGUCUCAAGCAGCCCGGAGGCUUACAAAGGCCGACUUGCACUUGCCUUGCAAGCGGCAGGCGGUUUACCUUUUGGGCAAGAUUUUGGCCCGAAGGCUCGACGACGGUUCAGUUCUCAGAGGCAGGAUUGUUGAAGACGAGUGUUAUCUAGGGGGCGAAGACAAGGCCUCGCAUUCGUACAACGGGCGCCAGACGGCCGGGAACGAACCCAUGUAUAUGCCCGCGGGAACGACUUACGUUUACUUCAUUUAUGGAAUGUAUUGUUGCUUCAAUAUUUCGAGUCUUGAGCCAGGCGCUGCGGUUCUACUUAGGGCCCUUGAACCGAUUCAAGGCCAGGAACAAAUGGGGAAAUUACGAGCAGCUAAGCAAAAAAGUCCGUUGAAAAGUCCUUUAAAAGAAAAGGAUUUGUGUAAUGGGCCCUCCAAGUUGUGUAUGUCGUUCAAUAUUACAAAAAAUAACUGCAAUAAGAUUGAUCUGACUGAAAGUGAGGUGUUGUGGCUGGAAGACGAUGGGUUUGAAGUGGAGAAAAAAGACAUUGUGACGUGUAAAAGGGUUGGUAUUGGGUCGGCGGGCGAGGAAUGGGUGGGAAAGCCGUUGAGGUUUUACGUUUUGGGUAAUCCUCAUGUUAGCAAAAGGGAUAAAAAGACAGAGAAGAAAAUGUCCGAGUCUGAUUAAUAAAGUUUUCCAUUUUUAA
Tribolium castaneum (red flour beetle) is the source of this 941-nucleotide messenger RNA. RefSeq lists its product as uncharacterized. The record is from RefSeq and is a predicted model, not a curated record. Lineage: Eukaryota; Metazoa; Arthropoda; Insecta; Coleoptera; Tenebrionidae. The coding region runs from base 248 to 922 and encodes 224 amino acids. Gene Ontology annotation, molecular function: alkylbase DNA N-glycosylase activity; DNA binding. Gene Ontology annotation, biological process: base-excision repair. The transcript has 2 exons.